AUCGAGGCCUGCUUGGGCAAUCCCAAAAUACGCGCGUGCAUAAGGCUUCAUUCUGGUCAGUGUUUGCACAGUGCCGACAUCAUGCAGCGAGCUAUGCAACCGACCGUAGUCCUCCUUAAGGAGGGCACGGAUACUUCGCAGGGCAAGCCCCAGCUCCUCUCAAACAUCUCCGCAUGUCUCGCCAUCGCAGAAACGCUCUCGAGCACCCUCGGACCUCGCGGAAUGGACAAGCUCAUUGUAUCCGAGCGGGGCGACGCACAAAUCACGAACGAUGGUGCGACGAUCCUCAAGCUGCUGGACAUCGUGCACCCCGCUGCGAGGUCGCUCGUGGACAUCGCGCGUGCGCAGGACGCGGAGGUCGGCGAUGGGACGACGAGUGUGGUGCUACUCGCGGCGCAGAUGCUGAAGGAGGUGCGGGGAUACAUCGAAGAGGGCGUGAGUCCCCAGAUCAUCAUGAAGGGCUUCCGUCAGGCGUGCCAACUGGCGCUGGACCGGAUAAAAGCCAUCCAGGUUACCGUUGACAAAAAGGAUCCAGAAAGCUUCCGUUCCCUCCUUCUGAAAUGUGCAUCUACGUCGAUGUCCUCAAAACUCAUCCACUCUGAAAAACCAUUCUUCUCGAACAUGGUCGUUGAGGCGGUGCAAUGCCUUGAUCAGGAGGACCUGGACGAGUCUCUCAUCGGCGUGAAGAAGAUUCCUGGCGGCGGCAUGCAAGACUCGCUCCUCAUCCACGGCGUUGCCUUCAAGAAGACGUUCACGUAUGCGGGUGCCGAGCAGCAGCCAAAAUCCUUCCGCGACCCUCUCGUCGUCUGCCUCAAUGUCGAGCUCGAGCUCAAGGCUGAGAAGGACAACGCGGAGGUCCGCGUCGAGGCUGUCUCCGACUACCAGGCGAUUGUGGAUGCGGAGUGGGAGAUCAUCUACAGGAAGCUUGAGGCUAUCGAAAAGGCUGGUGCCAGGGUCGUGCUGAGCAAGCUCCCUAUCGGCGAUCUGGCGACUCAGUGGUUUGCGGACCGUGAUAUCUUCUGCGCGGGUCGUGUUCCCACAGCCGACCUACAGCGGGUCGUACAAGCCGUCGGCGGCUCCGUCCAAUCCACUUGCUCGGAUAUCAGACGUGAGCAUCUCGGCACAUGCGGACGGUUCGAGGAGCGGCAAAUAGGAGGCGAGAGGUACAAUAUUUUCGAAGAAUGUCCGAAGGCGAAGACUUGUACCUUGAUCUUGCGCGGUGGUGCCGAGCAAUUCAUCGAGGAGGUCGAGCGCAGUCUGCACGACGCCAUCAUGGUGGUCAAGCGCGCCGUCAAGAAUGGCGACGUCGUUGCCGGCGGAGGCGCCAUCGAGAUGGAUCUGUCCGCCCAUAUUCGCAAACAUGCCCUAUCGAUCCCUGGCAAGCUCCAGCUCGUCAUGAUUGCCUUUGCCAAGGCCCUUGAAAUCAUCCCUCGGCAGAUUUGCGACAAUGCCGGCCUCGACUCCACGGACGUCCUGAACAAACUGCGCAUGAAGCACGCUAAUGGCGAGAAGUGGUAUGGUGUUGACGUCGACGGGCUCGAAGGCGUGCGGGACAACAUGGAGGCUUUCGUCUGGGAGCCCAGUUUGGUCAAGGUCAACGCCAUUAGCAGCGCCACCGAGGCGGCGUGCCUGAUUCUGAGCAUUGACGAGACGGUCCGCGGGCCACAGAGCGAAGCUCCAAGCACGGGGCCAAGAGCACCUCCCGGGACGGCGCAGCGGGCGCUGAGGGGACGGGGACGGGGAAUGCCCCGUCGGUGAAGGAACAGAGUCGCACGAAUAGUAUUGUAUCAAUAUUGCUUCUGGGAACUGUGGUUCUGACCAUCAGUAUUCAUUGAGCGAUCAUGUGACCGCGA
This is a messenger RNA of Rhodofomes roseus, 1853 nucleotides long. RefSeq names its product chaperonin Cpn60/TCP-1 family. Gene Ontology annotation, cellular component: chaperonin-containing T-complex. Gene Ontology annotation, molecular function: ATP hydrolysis activity; ATP binding; ATP-dependent protein folding chaperone. The transcript has 6 exons. Lineage: Eukaryota; Fungi; Basidiomycota; Agaricomycetes; Polyporales; Fomitopsidaceae. The coding region runs from base 82 to 1758 and encodes 558 amino acids. Gene Ontology annotation, biological process: protein folding. The record is from RefSeq and is a predicted model, not a curated record.